This is a messenger RNA of Frankliniella occidentalis (western flower thrips), 4089 nucleotides long. RefSeq names its product pre-mRNA-splicing factor ATP-dependent RNA helicase PRP16. The coding region runs from base 215 to 4006 and encodes 1263 amino acids. Gene Ontology annotation, molecular function: ATP binding; RNA binding. Gene Ontology annotation, cellular component: spliceosomal complex; intracellular anatomical structure. The transcript has 22 exons. The record is from RefSeq and is a predicted model, not a curated record. Gene Ontology annotation, biological process: mRNA splicing, via spliceosome. NCBI's taxonomy places the organism in Eukaryota, Metazoa, Arthropoda, Insecta, Thysanoptera, Thripidae.
CUUCUAGAUUUUUAAGAGGUUUCUAUUGCCAUUUUAAAAACAAAUUUCAUUCACAUUUUUGUAAAUAAAUAAACAUCAACAGCUUUGUCUUAGGAUUUAAGGUUGUGGUACGACGUGCUGUAGCCCCAGCAGUUUAUGAAUCGCAAUCGCUCAGCUCAGUCAAACUGUAGUUGAUGCGGUUUGUUUUUAAAUUUUCCUCAUUCAGAAGUCUCUAAUGAUGGAUGAUGACAAUGUAUAUCGCCUGGAGGCACCAGGGCCUCAGGUGGGUGGGCUUAUUAUCAGGAAAAAAAAUGAUGACGUCAAGGAUUCUGUCUUCAAAGUCCCUGAAAUAAAGAAAUCUCUUCUUGGCCUUGACAGAUUAGCUGCUGCUCGGAGGAAAGAUAAAGACGAUGAUGACGAGGGUAGCAUUUCAAAGAAAUCACGGGUCAUGUCGUAUCGUGAUGGUGGUGAUGAUGAUGACGACAGUAAUGAAGUUGAUGCAAAUGUUAAAGUUGCUAAACCAAAAAUUGAACGGAAUUACCGUUCCACUGGAGAAGAAACUCCCACUCAUACUGGAGGUAUUUCUGAUGCUGCAAGGAACCGAUUGGCAGAACAUACUGCCAAAAAGGAUAGGGGCAUUCAUCUCUCCUCCAAAAGUGACAAUCGUUCUCAUGCUGAAGAAAAGAGUGAUAGAGAUCGUAACAGAGAUAGGUAUUGGGACAAUGACAGAAGAAGAGAUAAGGAAAGAGAACGAAACAGGGACAGAAACAGAAAUAGAGAUAUGGAUAGAGACCGAAAAAGAGACAGGGAGAGAGGAAGGGAUAGAGACAGACACAGAGAGAGGAGUGAGAAAGAAGAUGGUGACCGUAGGCGCAGGACUGAUGGCUCAGAGCGGAGUGAUCGUAGUAGCGAUAGAGGAUCUAGCAGCUCUAGGGAGUGGUUAGAAACUCCUCGUUUUUGUGACGAACCUCGCACCCCAUCUUUCAAUGUGAAGGACACACCCUCCAGGUCAAAUUGGGAUGAAGAUGACCCUACUCCAGGACGCAAAUCAGCUUGGGACUUACCAACUCCUAAUGUUCAUAAAUCAGGGGACUCAGAUUGGUCAGAAAGAUCCUUUAGACGGAGAACUGAUCGGCCAGAGAGAAAAGAUCGUAUUGAUGAUACUCCUCGUCCGACCCCUGCUCAUAAAUACAAUACAUGGGCGAAAGACCGCAAAAAAACUGGUGCAACACCAGCUGUAGGUAAAGAAGAUGGUAUCCAAUGGGCUCAAGAUGAAGAUAGAGAACUUUGGGAACAGGAACAGAAGCGACUGGACCGUGAAUGGUAUAACAUUGAUGAUGGCUUUGAUGAUACUCAGAAUCCUUUUUCAAAUUUAAGUGAAGAGUAUACUAAAAAGAAGGAAGAACAGCUGGAACAGAGGAAGAAGAAAAGAAUGUCUGCCCAACAACGACAGAUUAAUAAGGACAAUGAAUUAUGGGAACGUAAUCGAAUGUUGACUUCUGGUGUUGUUCAAUCAGUAGAUGUAGAUGAUGACUUUGAAGAAGAAACUGAAGCAAGAGUGCACCUUCUUGUUCACAACAUAGUUCCUCCAUUUCUUGAUGGAAGAAUUGUUUUUACUAAGCAGCCAGAACCAGUGGUUCCUGUAAAGGAUCCAACAUCAGAUAUGGCCCUUACAUCCAGAAAAGGAUCAGCCCUUGUGCGAACAUAUCGAGAACAGAAAGAAAGGAGGAAAGCUCAAAAAAAACACUGGGAGUUAGGAGGAACAACCAUUGGAAAUAUUAUGGGAAUUAAGAAGAAGGAGGAGGAAGAUGUUGGAAUGGGUGAAGAUGAUCGUGCAGACUACAAAACAGAGCAGAAAUUUGCUGAACACAUGAAAGACACACCAGCCGCAUCCAGUGACUUUGCAAAAAAGAAAACUAUAUUAGAACAGAGAAGAUAUCUUCCAGUGUUUGCUGUUCGGCAAGAGCUUCUCAAUGUUAUAAGAGAAAACAAUGUUGUUAUUGUUGUGGGUGAAACUGGCAGUGGUAAAACCACUCAAUUAACACAGUACUUACAUGAGGAAGGUUACAGUAAAUAUGGAAUGAUUGGCUGCACUCAACCGCGUCGUGUUGCGGCAAUGUCAGUUGCAAAGAGAGUUUCUGAUGAAAUGGGAACUGAGCUUGGUCAAGAUGUUGGAUAUGCCAUUCGUUUUGAAGAUUGUACAUCUGAGAAAACUAUCAUAAAGUACAUGACAGAUGGUAUCUUGUUACGUGAAUCAUUAAGAGAAUCAGAUUUAGAUCAUUACAGUUGCAUUAUUAUGGAUGAAGCCCAUGAGCGAUCACUGAAUACUGAUGUUCUCUUUGGCUUAUUGAGAGAGGUUGUGGCUCGAAGACAAGACUUAAAACUUAUUGUGACUUCAGCUACUAUGAAUGCAGAAAAAUUUGCUGCUUUCUUUGGAAACGUGCCAUCUUACAUUAUUCCUGGACGAACAUUUCCAGUUGAUGUACUUUUCAGUCGAAAUCCAGUUGAAGAUUAUGUUGAUGCAGCUGUUAAACAAUCUUUGCAAAUACAUUUGCAGCCAUUAGAAGGAGAUAUUCUAGUUUUCAUGCCUGGCCAAGAAGAUAUUGAAGUUACCUGUGAAGUACUCGCAGAACGUCUUGGAGAAAUAGAUAAUGCACCAGCACUUUCUAUUUUACCCAUAUAUUCCCAGUUGCCCUCUGAUCUUCAAGCAAAAAUUUUUCAACGGUCACCAGAAAAUAUACGGAAGUGUGUUGUUGCCACAAACAUUGCUGAAACUUCUCUCACAGUCGAUGGUAUAAUAUAUGUGGUAGACGCUGGCUACUGUAAGCUGAAGGUGUACAAUCCCAGAAUUGGUAUGGACGCUCUUCAAAUAUAUCCCAUCAGCCAGGCGAAUGCCAAUCAACGAUCUGGAAGAGCAGGACGAACAGGACCUGGGCAGUGUUACAGAUUGUACACAGAGCGCCAGUACAAAGAUGAACUUUUAGCUUCAACAGUGCCAGAAAUUCAACGUACCAAUCUUGCAAAUACUGUACUCCUCUUAAAAUCUCUCGGUGUGCAAGACCUUUUGCAGUUCCAUUUUAUGGAUCCACCUCCACAGGACAAUAUUUUGAACUCACUUUACCAGCUGUGGAUAUUGGGCGCCCUUGACAAUACUGGAACUCUUACUCCUCUUGGAAGGCAAAUGGCUGAGUUUCCUCUAGAUCCUCCACAAUGCCAAAUGCUCAUUGUAUCUUGUCAAAUGGGUUGUUCAGCAGAUGUGUUAAUUAUUGUAUCAAUGCUCUCUGUGCCCUCCAUUUUUUAUCGACCAAAAGGGAGAGAAGAAGAAGCUGAUGCUGUGAGAGAAAAGUUCCAAGUUCCAGAGUCUGACCACUUGACUUACUUGAAUGUUUAUAACCAGUGGCGUACAAACAAUUAUUCUGCAUCUUGGUGCAACGAACAUUUCAUUCAUGUGAAAGCAAUGAGAAAAGUUCGCGAAGUUCGCCAACAACUGAAAGACAUAUUGGAUCAACAAAAGCUUGAUUGUGUGUCUUGUGGAACAAAUUGGGAUAUAAUCAGAAAAUGUAUCUGCUCAGCAUAUUUCCAUCAAGCUGCGCGUCUGAAAGGUAUAGGGGAAUAUGUUAACAGUCGCACUGGUAUGCCAUGCCAUCUCCAUCCAACAUCAGCAUUAUUUGGCAUGGGCUUCACUCCUGAUUAUGUUGUUUAUCAUGAACUCAUCAUGACUGCCAAAGAAUACAUGCAAUGUGUAACUGCUGUGGAUGGCCAAUGGUUAGCAGAACUGGGUCCGAUGUUCUUCUCUAUUAAAGAAACCAAUAAGUCUGGCCAGGCUAAGAAACGCCAGGCACAGCAACAUUUAGCUGACAUGGAAUCACAGAUGAAGGAAGCUGAAGCUGAAAUAAUUGCCCGCAAAGAAGAACAAGAACGCAAAUUCCUGGCCAGUCAGCGAUCGGGAGAUAUAGUAACACCGGGCACUCGGGAACCUAACACACCUGCAACACCUAGGCGAACACCUGCCAGACUCGGACUCUAAAUGUACUUUUUUUUUUUGGAACAAAAUCAAGAAAAUCAAUUUAUGAAUAUAUAAUUUUAAUAGACAAAAUGAACAUCAAUUUU